Molecule: messenger RNA, 6465 nt
Organism: Anthostomella pinea
Lineage: Eukaryota; Fungi; Ascomycota; Sordariomycetes; Xylariales; Xylariaceae
Source: the annotation of a GenBank genome assembly
AUGACGACGGAUGACAGUCGCAUCACCUCCUUUGCGAGCUCCAGCAGCGGACACUCCAACGUCACCUUGACGCCCUCUGUCCCGAACUGCCCCAACCGCUCCGUCUCCGUCUCGUCCCUUUCCGGUCGAGCUACGCCGAGGCCCAUCAAGACCGGCGAAAAUGGAAGAUUCAGGCCAUUCAAAGAAGACUCGCAAGUCUCGCCCACGUCGCCCAUCGGUUAUAGUCGCCUCGCUUUGUCGCCCGCCUCGACCUCCUCUGGCAGCUCCCUGUACGACAACCGCCGCAUGAGUGACCUCACCAACUACCGUCGCGACCUUGCCGUGUUGGAGCCCUCUGGCGGCCGCAUCCCCCAGAUUCAUCGAGAUCCUCCUCCUGCGCCGAGUCCCAAUGCUCAGCAGAACAUAGCUCCCUGGACGUCUGCCAACGGUGGCGCCGUUGCCACUGCGCCACCGAGCGCCUUCGCGACGAGCUUCUACAAUGAUUCGAGCGACAACGUGUCCACCUCCUCCCCGGCCUCUCAACUGUCACCCGCCGUGCGACUGGGUCCGCCGCGGCCAACCCCAAACUCCAACCACGAUUCGUCCGAUGGCGCGUUCUUCAACGAUGACAGACGGCCGUCGGUGGCAAGCGUAAUGACGGCAAGCAGUCAAGGCUCUAAGAACAGUAGUGGUAGAGGCGGCAUCAAGAAACUGCAAGGCUUUUUCGGGGAGGAGUUCCCAGGUCGUGAUGGAUCCGAGACGAGCCUUCCACCUCCCGGCCAGGUGAAGGAGCAACGCUCAUAUUCGUUCGGCCGCCCCCGCCGUGGCAGGAACGACUCGAAUGCUACCGAUCAUACGGGCAGAGAAGCGUCACCGGCAUCCUCUCGUCCGCGAACACCUGUACCCUCGAGCGAUGUAGUUCCAUUCUUAUAUCAGGAGGCCAAUGACAUUGCUAAGUACGGGGAGGCUCCCGUGCGCGAUAUGCUUGCCGGUCCGGACAAAGAACGUUACGCGCAGGAAAAUAUUGCACAGAUACCGCCCAAGACAUCGUCCUCGUCGCGCUCCAACCACUCCAUCGUACACUUACCUGGCCACCACCACCGCCACAAUAAGAGCAUUGACGAUACCAAUUCUUUGCGGCCAGUAGCCAGUCGGGAGGACUCUGUUGCCAGCUUUUACACUAUCAAGGAUAGGGGUGGUUCUACCACGAACAUGGCACGACCCCGAGCGCAGAGUCCCACGCCAAGUACCAACAGUAGGCUGGCUUGGGUCGAUGGCCAAACUUCGCCCGGCGGCCACGGGAAGAGAGGCAUCCUCGACCGAUUGCGGCGACAUAAGCACAAAGAUGAAGGCCAUACUCAAAACCAGAACCAGAAUCAGAACAAUCGGCUACGAAACAUGCCGCCCUCCAGUCGCUCCCUGGCAGCGUCGACAAUAUCUCGUCAAGACUUAGGCCGUGGAACACCCACGCCCUAUGACAAGCCGCUCCCAAGUAUAGAACACGCGCCAGAAAGGGAGCCACAACGUCCCACCAAUGCUCGGCAAGCAACAUUCAACAACAAAUUCCCCUUCUCCUCCAAGAAAACACGUCCUCAAGCACGCUAUGACGACAACGAUGAGCAUAUUGGCCCGACAGAUAGGCACGACCCGGACUCGAUGUUUCACCUCGAUACCAAUCUUAAUGAUAUGGAAGGUAUCCUGUCGCAUCCACCACCGCUGACACCAAUGGACCCCACCAUGUUCAAAAUAUCAGAUGUAGAGCUCAUGCCUGAACCAUUAGCAACCAAGGCGGGAGGGGCGUGGAAUGCGCCAGAUAGCUGGGCUGUUCGUCGUAACGCCGAGGAGAGAGAUGCCCAUACUCCGGAAGUUGAUGAUAUCGGAACACCCCCACGUCCCGAGGAGAGGUCGUCACCUCACUGCAUUCGUGUCUUCCGCUCUGAUGGUACCUUUGCAACUGUCCAGAUGCCCCUGAGCUCAACAGUAGCUGAGGUUAUGGCGUCAGUGAUUAAGAAGACUUUCGUCAAUGAAGGGCUCGAGAACUAUCAUAUAGUGCUGAAGAAGCAUGAUUUGACUCGGGUUUUGGCCGCUGCUGAACGACCGCUUUUGAUUCAGAAGAGGCUCCUACAGCAAGUAGGAUAUGAAGAAAGAGAUCGACUGGAAGACAUCGGUCGCGAGGACAACAGCUACCUGUGCCGUUUCUUGUUCUUGUCUGCGAGGGACAGCGGCUUUACAGCCAGCCCUCACGAUCUUGGACUCGGUGGUAGGGCCGCAAAGUUCAAUCAUGUCGAUCUCUCUGGGCGGAACCUGAUCACGAUUCCGAUUACGCUGUAUUCCAAGACAGCGGACAUCAUCUCCCUGAACCUCUCUCGCAACCUCUCCCUCGAUCUUCCGCGGGAUUUUGUUACGGCAUGCUCCCAACUGCGUGACAUCAAAUACGCCAACAACGAAGCUCGGAAACUUCCCAUCAGCAUAGCCAGAGCGGGUAGGCUGACGUACCUCGACGUUUCCAACAAUCGCCUAGAAGAGCUUGAGCAUGCCGAACUGAGUUGCUUGGGUGGGCUUUUGAAGCUGACCCUAGCCAACAACCGCCUCAGUCGCCUCCCUCAGGAUUUCGGUGCUUUCAGGAGCCUCCGUUCACUGAACAUGUCCUCGAAUUUCCUGGACAAAUUCCCGUCUUUCUUAUGCAGACUGGAAAGUCUAGUUGAUAUAGAUGUCAGCUUUAACUCCAUUGCGAGUCUUCCUGAGGACAUCGGGAAGUUCCGAAGUCUGGAGAAGUUUGUCAUGACCAACAAUCGACUUUCUGGCUCGUUGCCAGCAGCAUUCAGUCAGUUAAUGAACCUGCGCGAACUGGAUCUGAAAUACAAUGCGCUCACGGCUAUUGAUAUCAUGUCCGAGCUUCCAAAGCUAGAGGUUCUGUCGGCCGACCACAACAUGAUCUCCCAAUUCGUUGGCAGCUUUGAGCGAGUGCGAAGCCUGAAAUUGAACUCAAAUCCAAUCACCAAAUUCGAGAUUGUGAGCCCUGUACCAACACUGAAGAUGCUCAACUUGUCGAACGCUCAACUCGCGAGCAUUGAUGGCUCAUUCAACAACAUGGUCAAUCUAGAAAGACUUGUGCUGGACCGAAAUUACUUUGUAUCUCUCCCCAACACGAUUGGCAACCUAAGGAGAUUGGAGCAUUUCAGCAUCGCUCACAAUUCCGUUGGCGAGCUUCCCGCAGAAAUCGGUUGUCUGAACGAGCUGAGAGUCUUGGACGUCCGGGGAAACAACAUCAGGAAAUUGCCUAUGGACAUAUGGUGGGCAAACAAAUUGGAAACGCUCAACGCCUCCUCGAAUGUCCUCGAGAAUUUCCCUAAGCCUGCUUCUCGUCAACCCCAGCCGCCAGGGGAUCCCUCGGGCUCAUCUGCUACCAUCAGCAAGCCAACGGUCGGUCCUCUCUCUCAACCCUCAAGUACCGAGGAGCUUCUGGCAGACGGCUCGCGUCGACCAAGCCACGCCUCAAGCACAUUGCUCAGCGUUGGGCCUUCACCUGUCCCUGGCGGUGCAGACAGAAAGGGCUCCGUGGUGUCCGUCUACGGGAAAGGUGGACGCAAAACUUCGGUCGUCUCCAGAAGCACUACUGCAAGUAGCGCUAACGGCACUAUGACCCCUGCCGCAACAACCAGAAAAGACUCUGGUCUCUCAAAUCGCCUGACUAACACGUUUGCUGGCUCUUUGCGGAAUCUGUAUCUUGCAGACAACCAGAUUGAUGACGAAGUAUUCGAUCAAGUAACGCUUCUCAGCGAAUUGCGGGUUCUCAACUUAUCCUACAACGACCUCAGCGACAUGCCUCAGCGGUGUAUCAAGAGCUGGCCUCAGCUGGUCGAGUUAUACUUGUCAGGCAACGAUCUGACUAGUUUGCCGGUAGAUGACCUGGAGGAAUACAGUUUGCUUCAGGUGCUAUAUAUCAACAACAACAAAUUCACGAAUCUUCCAGCCGAUAUUUCGAGAGCAAAGAAGUUGGCCGUCUUGGAUUGCGGAAACAAUUCCCUCAAAUACAAUAUUGCCAACGUGCCAUACGAUUGGAACUGGAAUCUGAAUCCUAACCUGCGUUUCCUCAACCUGUCAGGCAACAAACGAUUGGAGAUCAAAUCAAACAACACGGGCCCAGGUUCCCAGAGCCGUGAGCAAUACACCGACUUCAGCCGUCUGCAUAAUCUCCGCGUACUAGGAUUGAUGGACGUCACCCUUACUCAACAACCUACUAGCAUCCCAGAUCAAAGUGAGGAUCGCCGUGUGAGAACCUCGGGCUCGUUGGCCGGGCACCUCCCCUACGGCAUGGCAGAUACCAUGGGCAAGAAUGAGCAUUUGUCUACCAUCGAUCUCGUUGUCCCGAGGUUCAACUCGUCGGACUCGGAGACACUGUUGGGCUUGUUUGAUGGCCAAGCGCUCUCCAGUGGUGGCUCUAAGGUGGCCAAGUACCUUCACGAAAACUUUGGGCACAUCUUCACUGUGGAGCUCAAAGCGCUGAAAACGCGCCAGAACGAAGGACCCAUUGAUGCGCUCCGCCGUGCAUUUCUCGCCCUCAAUAAAGACCUUGUCACCGUGGCCAUUGAGCAUACUGAGAAGAGACCCAUGGGGAUACAUCGUGGUUCCGCGGCACCUGUGGUCUUGAGCAAGGAAGAUCUGAACUCGGGGGGUGUUGCAACGAUAGCUUAUCUCCAAGCCCAGGAACUGUACAUUGCCAAUGUUGGUGAUGCGCAAGCGAUGCUCAUUCAAUCGGAUGGCACACACAAGAUUCUUACACGCAAGCAUGACCCGGCUGAGCCCAACGAACGUCAACGGAUACGCGAUGCUGGAGGGUGGGUGUCCCGUCAAGGACGAUUGAACGAUCUGCUAGAAGUCUCUCGUGCCUUUGGUUACGUUGACCUGAUGCCUGCUGUGCAGGCAGCGCCUCAUAUCACUCAGAUCUCGAUUACUCCGCAGGACGAGACUAUUCUGAUUGCGACAAAGGAGUUAUGGGAAUUUCUUACUCCAGGUUUGGUGGUCGAUGUGACUCGGUCGGAACGGGGCGACCUGAUGCGCGCCGCGCAAAGACUACGCGAUCUUGCCAUGGCGUACGGUGCGACAGGGAAGAUUAUGAUCAUGAUGAUCAGUGUGCAUGACCUCAAGCGACGUCAAGAGCGGUCUGCUCGUCUGCACAGAGGCCAGAGUAUGUCGUUAUACCCGUCCGGGGUUCCGGACGAGUUCCAGUAUCCGGCCAAGAGAGGCAGGAAGCCCAAAGGCGAGGUUCAAGAUUCGACGCUGCAUAGACUCGAGGCUGAAGUUCCCGCGCCGACCAACAAACCUUCCAUCGUGUUCACGGACAUCAAGAACUCGACCAACCUAUGGGAGAUGUACCCUACUGCUAUGAGAUCCUCAAUCAAGCUGCACAAUGAGGUCAUGCGGCGCCAACUCCGAAGAAUCGGGGGAUACGAGGUCAAAACAGAAGGUGACGCUUUCAUGGUCUCUUUCCCUACUGCGACUGCAGCACUAUUGUGGUGCUUCUCCGUCCAGACGCAACUACUCGAGGUCAACUGGCCUUCCGAGGUGCUCAAUUCGGUGUCGUGCCAGGAGGUGUAUGACGGCGAGAACAACCUCAUCUUCAGGGGCCUGUCUGUAAGAAUGGGUAUUCACUACGGUGAGCCUGUGGCCGAGAUCGACCCAGUGACCCGCCGUAUGGACUACUUCGGGCCAAUGGUCAAUAAAGCUUCCCGUAUCUCUUCCGUUGCCGAUGGCGGACAGAUCACAGUGUCGGCCGAUUUCAUCUCGGAAAUCCAACGCUGUCUCGAGACCUACCAAGAGAACGAACGCAAUGGGUCUACGGGCUCCGACGCCUUUGAUGAUGAUGCGACGGCAUUGUCUAUCAGGAAGGAGCUGAAAUCGCUCAGCUCACAAGGCUUCGAGGUCAAGGAGAUGGGCGAGAAGAAGCUCAAAGGCCUCGAGAAUCCCGAGUACAUAUACUCGCUCUAUCCACAUGUUCUCGCUGGUCGAAUCGAUUAUCACAAUGGGGGCGCCGCAGCAGCCGACGCCGCCGAUAAGCCUGCGACACUUGUACCAGGGAGUGAACUCGGGUUCGAUCCAGAGAUGAUAUGGUCUCUAUGGAAAGUUAGUCUACGCCUGGAGAUGCUCUGCAGUUCUCUGGAAGAAAUGUCAGGGAGGGGUUUGCAGCCUCCUGAGACCGAGCUGCUGGAGCGUAUGAAGCAGCGUGGCGGCGAAGUCACAGAGCGGUUCCUCUUCAACUUCAUGGAACACCAAGUGAGCCGCAUCGAGACCUGCGUAUCCUCCCUGGCGAUGCGACAUAUCGCCAUGGGCGGAGGCACCAUCAAUCAACUUGAGGAUUUGCGCACACCUAUGACAACCAUUCUCGACAACCUCGCUAUCCAGCUUGCCGAGCUCGAAAGAUACAAGUCCAAAUACGGACCUUUGGACAGCUCAGAGUCCGAAGGGAGCGACACGGAGCAGGAAUAG